UUAAAAUAUUUCAUGAGUUUUGAGCAUGCUAGGACUACGGCUUUCCCGCGAUAUUUAAAUUUUUGUCAAUGAACACUUACGUUUACAUGUUAACGUAGAACUUUCCCCUAUGAAUUUUUGGAAACUAGUGUCAUGUCUCCAAUGAAAAUAAAAUUUGUGUCGCGAAAAAUCAGCAGAAUUAGAUGGCUUCCAAAAAGCACCUCUAUGUUUGUUACCGGCUCUUAUGAUGAUGAUGAAAAUAACAUAUGUAUGUGGAAAUUUCCUGACCAAACACAGAUGAAUGAUGGCAGUGAUGAUUGUCUAAAAGAUGAUGAACCUAAUGUGAUAAGCAAAGAAAAAUUUACAGGUUCUGUUACAGACUUAGAAGUACUUUCAGAGGAUUUAAUUUUUGCCUCUUCUUCUGUAGGAUCUCUGUGUAUAUUUAAAUAUGCAGAAGAGAAAGUUCAGUGUACACACACUUGGGAAAACGUCCAUCAUUUUAAGCGAGGCACUGCUGCUGCAACAGGAAUAGCAGUCAAAGGACAAGAUAUUUCUAGUGUAGGUGAAGAUGGAAGGCUAUGUAUAUUUAACUUUAUUGUAAACAAAAAAGUACGAGAAAUAGAAAGCUCAAAUCUCUGCUCGUUAACAUGUGUAAGUUAUUUAAGACAUCAAGAAGUGAUAGCAGGGAAUUCUCUUGGAUAUUUAAGGUUGUGGGAUUUACGCAGUUCCUCAGAUAGUCCUGGAUGCUUAUUAAUGAUAUCAAGAGAACAGACUGGAGUAUCUAGUAUGAAUGUUCAUCCUACACAGUCUCAUAUUCUAGCAACUGGUCAUGAAGAUGGUUCUCUAUGCAUCUGGGAUAUGCGGCAAGAAAAACGGCCUAUGUCAUUAUUGGAAGGUCAUUCAGCAGCUAUAACAGAUCUCCUAUUCCAUCCAGUGAAUCCUGAUUUCCUGUACACAUGCUCAUUAGAUGGAACUGUAUGGCAGUGGGAUUCCUCACAGUUAAGAAGUAGUACUUCAGGAUUUACUCCCUCUUUAGAUUCUCAAGAUCAGAAUGUCCUGAAAGGAAAUCCUUGGUUACUUUGUGAUGACAAUAAGCACAAACUAGAAAUCACAUCUCUCUGCUCACAAUCAAUAUGUGUUAAUAGCUUGGAUUUAAGUGGUUCUAUUUUAAUAUGGGGAUCAGAUAAUGAAGCACUGUAUAUAUUGAAUGAUAUAGCAGUAUGAAUCUGUAAUUUUCUUCUUGUUUGUCUUCCAAAUUGAUUGUUGAUUUUAAUUCUCAGCGCAGUUUUGGUGCUGGUAUAACUUGAAGAAAUGUUUCACACACUGCCAGUUCUUAAUCACAUAAUGAGCAUCUGUAUAUUUUCCAUUCAAUCAUUGAAUGUUUCAUUCCAAAUUUUUCAAUGUAUUAUAUUGUAUUUUAAACAUCCUUUUGAAAAGUUUAUGCGACAAAUAAAUAGCCAUUUUUUUAAAUGUG
This is a messenger RNA of Stegodyphus dumicola, 1453 nucleotides long. RefSeq names its product nucleoporin 43 (gene Nup43). The record is from RefSeq and is a predicted model, not a curated record. Lineage: Eukaryota; Metazoa; Arthropoda; Arachnida; Araneae; Eresidae. Gene Ontology annotation, molecular function: protein binding. Gene Ontology annotation, cellular component: nuclear pore outer ring.